Messenger RNA from Musa acuminata AAA Group (dessert banana), 1755 nucleotides. RefSeq names its product protein IQ-DOMAIN 22-like. The coding region runs from base 219 to 1646 and encodes 475 amino acids. NCBI's taxonomy places the organism in Eukaryota, Viridiplantae, Streptophyta, Magnoliopsida, Zingiberales, Musaceae. The transcript is spliced from 5 exons. Gene Ontology annotation, molecular function: protein binding. The record is from RefSeq and is a predicted model, not a curated record.
UUCUUCUUCGUUGAACAUUAGGUUGAGUAUUACCACGACAAUUACAGGUUGAGAGAAAGAGAGAGAUAGCGUGAGAGAGCUGAUGUUAAUAUAAAUGAGAGUUAUGAGAGUGCUCCGUCCCCCCACGCUGUAGUCUCCCUGCCCUGACUACUUGGGGGAACAGAGCCGGGCCAUAACCGGAGAGCUUGGGUCACCGCUUGCGGUGGACCGGUGAGCGGAUGGGACGCGCCGCGAGGUGGCUCCGGGGGCUCCUGGCGGGGAAGAAGGCCGACCGCGGCGAGCGCCCGGCGGAACACAAGGAGAAGCGGAGGUGGGGCUUCGUGACAUCGUUCCGGGAGAAGGAGCGGCGGCCGCAGCAGCGGAGGGGAGAGCCUCCGCGGCCAGCGGCCUCCGAGGAGCGGAAGGGGCCGCACAUGGACGCGCCGAGGCCGUAUCGGGCGGCAGCCGCGCCAGUGGUGAACGAGGAGGAGCAGAACAAGCGGGCGAUCGCAGUCGCGGCCGCGACUGCGGCGGUGGCCGAGGCCGCGGUGGCCGCGGCGCAGGCGGCGGCCGUGGUGGUGAGACUGACGAGCAGCGGGCGGCCUGUGACAGGGCUCGUCUGCGGGAAGCGGGAGAAGUGGGCGGCGGUCAAGAUCCAGUCUGCAUUCCGUGGUUAUCUGGCAAGGAGAGCACUGAGGGCGCUGAGAGGGCUGGUGAAGCUCCAGGCGUUGGUCAGAGGCAACAUCGUGAGGAAACAGGCCGCAGAGACUCUGCGAUGCAUGCAGGCGUUGGUGCGAGUCCAGGCCCGAGCUCGGGCCUGCCGAGCCCUCCGCUCCGAGAGGAGCAGGCCUGAGAAAGCUCCUCGACCUCAUGCUGGUCCUCCAACUCCUGAGAAAUACGAACCGAGUAUUCGAAUAAAUGCCACUGAUAGGUCCUGCAUGCUCAAGAGGAACUCUUCGAAGCCCGCUGGAAGGGACGCAGUCGAUUGCGACAGAGCAGAUAUGGCAGCAUGGAACUGGCUGGAUCGGUGGAUGGAGGAGAGGUAUCGGGACAGUCGAGAAGGCGCCAAGAAGGCAGGAAGCUUCGCGUCCAUGGACGACGAGAGGAACGCUAAGAUCCUGGAAGUAGACCCUGGGAAGCCACAAUUCCGCCAAAAGAGGAGCAGCCACCACCAGCACUCGUGCUCCAGCUUGACCUCAGAGCACAACAGCCGCGGCUUCACGGCCGCCGCACCAGACUCGCCCUCGAAGGACUCCACCACCCUGCACCACUCUGUUCCCAGCCCUUCCUCCGUCGACAUGCAGCAAUGCCUGGGCUCCCUCAGGUUCCCGAUAGAGUCCGGCGUCGGUGAAAGCCCGCAGUUCUACUCUGCCUCAUCCCUCCCCGGCAACGCGAGGAAGGGCCUCUUCACGCCUUCGCGGAGCGAGUGCUCGCGCAGCCUCUUCAAUGGAUACGCAGACUACCCGAACUACAUGGCCAACACGGAGUCGUCGAGGGCGAAAGCGCGGUCUCAGAGCGCACCGAAGCAGAGGCCCGAGAGCGAAAAGCCUGGUUCUCUCAAAAGAUCAUCAGCUCAAAGCUCGUCUUCUCUGCGCGCCAAGUUCUCGAGCAAGGCCUACCCUGGAUCAGGCAGGUUGGACAGGUUAGGGAUGCCUCUCAGAAUCUGAUGACCUCGAACACAAAAUUCUGCUUCACAGAUUCAUGGCUGUUCUUGAAUGAUGUCAAACUAACAAUGUCAUCUUGUAUCUAUCUAGUUCAAAUCUGUGAUUUCCUCGA